Punica granatum (pomegranate) is the source of this 865-nucleotide messenger RNA. NCBI's taxonomy places the organism in Eukaryota, Viridiplantae, Streptophyta, Magnoliopsida, Myrtales, Lythraceae. The record is from RefSeq and is a predicted model, not a curated record.
AGAGAGAGAGAGAGAGAGAGAGAGAGAGAGAGUGGGAGAGAGUGGAGCCCAGCGUGCUGCUCAGCUAUAAAGUAUCCAGACAGAGAAUCCCGGCUCGAUCUCGCUCGCUCAUUCGAAGACCUUGACUCUGAGAUCAGCUACCAUUAAAAUAGGUGAUUGAAACGGGAAUGGCUCUGGUCACUACUGCUGAAGUCUGCGAUGCAAACCCACAGCUGAUCGUGAGCGGAGAGCUGCGGGCCCUCCAGCCUAUCUUCCAGAUCUACGGGCGCCGCCAGGUCUUUUCGGGCCCGGUGGUGACCCUUAAGGUCUUCGAGGACAACGUCCUGGUCAGGGAGUUCCUCGAGGAGAAAGGGAACGGCCGAGUCCUUGUGGUUGAUGGAGGAGGGAGCCUCCGCUGCGCUAUUCUCGGGGGAAAUCCAGUGGUGCAGGCACAGAACAACGGAUGGGCUGGCAUCGUGGUGAAUGGAUGCAUCAGGGACGUCGAUGAGAUCAAUGGCUGCGACAUUGGGGUGAGGGCUCUGGCAUCCCACCCGAUGAAGGCCAAUAAGAAGGGCAUCGGUGAGAAGCACGUCCCCAUAACAAUCGCUGGGACAAGGAUCAGCGACGGGGAGUGGCUCUUCGCUGACACGGAUGGGAUUCUGAUUUCUCGAACAGAACUUUCUACCUAAUAAGCAUGAUACCUGUCUCUCGCGAUUACAAGAAGCGCAUAUUUAAUGUAGCAGUUGCUCCAUGACUCGUAUCAACGAGAGUUUACUAUUAUAUGAACUUGUAAUGAUGACCAAAUUGCCUCUUUCUGACUUUUCUAAACAGCUUGUCACUCUUUCGAGUUGGUGAUCUUGGUAGUUUGAUUGUUUAAAUAUAUGUA